Molecule: messenger RNA, 168 nt
Organism: Entrophospora sp. SA101
Lineage: Eukaryota; Fungi; Glomeromycota; Glomeromycetes; Entrophosporales; Entrophosporaceae
Source: the annotation of a GenBank genome assembly
AUGGACGAAGGUUGGAUUGUAGCAGCAGCAGAUUCAGGUGAUGAAGACGAAGAUGAAGAUGACGAGUCAUUAAUUAUUGUGAAUAUUCCAAAAGGUUGUGCAGGGAUUCUCGAUGAAGGUACAGUUGGGACAGAUGGCGAUAAUGACAUUGUAGUUGUUGGCUGUUGA